This is a messenger RNA of Lasiodiplodia theobromae, 1683 nucleotides long. RefSeq names its product Glycoside hydrolase family 42. Gene Ontology annotation, molecular function: beta-galactosidase activity. Gene Ontology annotation, biological process: carbohydrate metabolic process. The transcript has 2 exons. The record is from RefSeq and is a predicted model, not a curated record. Gene Ontology annotation, cellular component: beta-galactosidase complex. The coding region runs from base 1 to 1683 and encodes 560 amino acids. Lineage: Eukaryota; Fungi; Ascomycota; Dothideomycetes; Botryosphaeriales; Botryosphaeriaceae.
AUGUCUUCAAUCCCUCACCUCCAGAAAAAUGACGUCUCACACCAGCUCAUCGUCAACGGCAAGCCGUUGCUCAUGCUCGCUGGCGAGCUGCAGAACUCGUCUCUCACAUCGGCAGAGUACAUGAAAGAGGUGUGGCCAAAGAUGGUCGCGACACACGUCAACACGGUCCUUGGGUGCGUGACGUGGGAGGACAUCGAGCCCGAGGAGGGCAAGUUCGACUUUGCAAACUUGGACCAGAUCGUCCUGGGUGCGCGGGAGCACGGCAUUCACCUCGUGCUACUGUGGUUCGGCUCGUUCAAGAACGGCAUCUCGACAUACGCGCCCGGAUGGGUCAAGACAAACCCCAAGAGAUUCCCGCGCGCAAAGCUGCGCAAGGCUGGUGGCGAGCUGGCAACAGGAGAUGUUGUGUCAAUCUUCCAUGACGAGGCCCCCAAGGCGGAUGCCAAGGCCUUUGCGACGCUGCUGGAGCAUAUCAAGGAGAUUGACGAGGCACACUCAACCGUCGUCAUGGUGCAAGUCGAGAACGAGACGGGCCUUCUGGGUGAUUCGCGCGACGGCAGCAAGUAUGCCAACGAGCGGUUCGGCCAGCCCGUCCCUAAGGAUCUCAUCGACUUCAUCGAUAGCAACUGGGACACGUUGACCGAGAACUUCCGUGCUAACUUCAAGUCGUUCAAGACGGCAAGCAAGAAGCAGGGAACGUGGGAGGAGGUGUUCGGCAAGAGCAAGAAGACAGACGAGCUGUUCAUGGCAUACCACUACGCCCUCUACCUCAACCAGGUCGCAUCAGCCGGCAAAGCCAAGUACCCGAUCCCGCUGUACACCAACGUGUGGCAGAACUACGCGGGCGAAGACGCCGACAACAACUUCCCGACCAUCGUUGGUGGCGGCGAGGAGCCGGGCAACUACCCGUCAGGGGGCGGCGUCGUCGACGUGUUAGACAUCUGGCAGCACUUCGCGCCGAGCCUGGACCUGAUCGCGCCCGACGUCUACCUCAACGAAUACGGCAGCUCGUGCGCCAAGUACCGCCACCGCAACCAGCCGCUGUUCAUCCCGGAGCAGCGCCGCGACGAGUACGGCGCGCGCCGCGUGUGGAAGGCCUUUGGCAGCCACCAGUGCCUGGGCACCUCGCCCUUCGGCAUCGACACCCUCGACCCGCCCACAAGCCCCUUCACCCGCCACUACGGCCUGCUGGACCGCGUCUCGCACAUCGUGCUCGAGGCUCAGCGCCGGCCUAAUUCUUCCUACGGCUUCUUCUUCGACGAAUUGCCCGACGCUGGCCCCGACCCCUCGCCCCCGCAGACCGUCGUCUUCGGCGAGUGGCAGCUCACCAUCCAGCGCUGCUUCGUCUUCGGCAAGCCUGGCCCCGGCGCCGGCAUGGUCAUUCACCUGGGCGGCGCCCGCUUCCUGCUGAUCGGCUGGGGCUUCCAGGUCCUGGCCAAGUCGCUCAACCCCCGCAGCACCUUCACCGGCUUCCUGCGCUUCCAGGAGAAGUACGUCGUCAACAAGGAGACGGGCGAGCUGCGCACCCUGCGGAACCUGAACGGCGAUGAGACGAGGAGUGGCAUCUUCGCUAUGAUGCCCAACGAGGACCCUGACUACGGUGGCUUCCCUAUCUGCGUGACGAUCCCGGCGAGGACCAUGAUUGCCGAGUUGGAGGUUUAUUCGAUCGAGGAGGAUGAGUGA